Messenger RNA from Salvia hispanica, 753 nucleotides. The record is from RefSeq and is a predicted model, not a curated record. NCBI's taxonomy places the organism in Eukaryota, Viridiplantae, Streptophyta, Magnoliopsida, Lamiales, Lamiaceae.
AGUUCAAGCAUUCCCAUGCCAUUUCCACUUUUUCCUGCAUUUCUACUUCUCUCAAUCCCAAUUUUUCCCCUUUUCUUUCCUUUCUCAGCUCUACUUCUUCAAUUCUCCAGCAAUCAAGUUUGUUAGAUGUGAAUUGUGAUUGAGAAAAUGGGCCGCAGCAGUACUGCUGAGAGUGAAGAUGGCGUGGUCUCUGCUGAGUCGCCUCUGAGUAACGAUGGCGAUAAUUUUUGUGGAAGCUCUAGUGGGGGCACUGUUAUGAAGAAAGGUCCGUGGACAUCGGCUGAGGAUGCAAUUUUGGUUGAGUACGUGAAAAGACAUGGAGAAGGCAACUGGAAUGCAGUUCAGAAGCAUACAGGGUUUGCACGGUGUGGGAAAAGCUGCCGGUUGCGCUGGGCUAAUCACUUGAGGCCAAACCUGAAAAAAGGAGCAUUUACAUCAGAAGAAGAGCGUCUUAUAAUUGAGCUUCAUGCAAAGAUGGGGAACAAAUGGGCGCGGAUGGCAGCACACUUGCCGGGGAGGACAGACAAUGAGAUAAAGAACUAUUGGAAUACUCGAGUAAAAAGGCGUCAACGUGCCGGUUUGCCCCUUUAUCCCCCUGAUUUAUGCCAACACUCUCUUCCGGAGAGUCAACAGCAACUUAGUCCGCCCAGGAUAUAUAGUGGAGAUAAAGCAUGUGACAUCUUGCAAAGUAAUCGUUACCGGGCACCUGAUAUAGCGUUUGGUAAUUUUAAUAUUUUAACAUUCGCACCAGAA